UUUUACUCACUCAAUUUCUUAGGUAUUUUAUUUUUCUCAAUGAGUUUGGGAGGGGUAGAAUGCGUGUGUACGUCUGAUUCCGGAUAUAAAGUUUAUUUUAAUAUUUUCGGUACGUUCAAAGUGCUACAAUAAAAUGAGUACAUUAUAGACGUUCUUUUUAGUGUUUAUGGCUAUUUGCUAGGUAGUUGUUAUAAAGCGGGUGUCGAUAAUCAUGCAAAAUGGCCAACGAUCUGUGGUCAUGUACCUGUUGUUCGGAGGCUCUCACUUGCUGGUUGCGUCUCAAGCUCUCUCCCGAGGAAAUAGAGCAAAGAUACAGGAGCAAAGAGAUCGACAGAAUACUUGAGAAAGAUAAACAAACUUUACGACGGCAGGUUAAACUUUUGCUACUCGGUGCGGGUGAAAGCGGAAAAUCAACAUUCCUGAAACAGAUGAGGAUAAUACACAAAGUGAAGUUCGAGCCCGAACUAGUGCGCGAGUACCAGCAUGUGAUAUAUCAGAAUAUAGUGAAGGGUAUUCAAGUGUUGGUGGAUGCACGGGAUAAGCUCGUAAUACCUUGGGAAAACCCGAGGAAUCUCGACAUCGGCCAGCAGGCGCUGCAUUUCAACAGCACUGCUUCGUUGGACAGUCGCCUCUUCAUGCAUUAUGCACCCCAUAUACACUCAUUGUGGCUAGACAAAGCCAUAAAAAGGGCCUAUGACAGGCGGAGAGAAUUUCAAUUGAGCGACUCCGUCAGCUAUUUCUUCGAGGAACUGGAGCGUAUAGCUCGGCCUGAUUACAUUCCUUCACACCAAGACAUCCUUCACUGUCGGAAGGCCACUAAGGGUAUCACGGAGUGUACUAUAAACAUCAACAAUGUACCGUUUGUGUUCGUCGAUGUCGGAGGUCAGAGGACACAGCGGCAGAAGUGGACUCAGUGCUUCGACUCUGUGACCUCUAUAUUGUUUUUAGUGUCGUCUUCGGAGUUCGAUCAGGUGUUAUCAGAAGAUAGGAAAACUAACAGAUUGGAAGAGGCGCUGAACAUCUUCGACACUAUAGUAAACAACGUUAACUUUAAAGGUAUAUCGAUUAUACUUUUCCUCAACAAAUCUGAUCUAUUGGCGAAGAAAUUAUCGAGCAAGGAGACGGAUAUACGCUGGUUCUAUCCGGCGUUCGAGGGCGAUCCCCAGAGUUUGAGGGACGUGCAGAUGUUCUUGCUCAAAAUGUUCGCGGAUGUCCGCAGGGAACCAAAGACAACGCUUUACCAUCACUUCACAACGGCCAUAGACACUCACAACAUCGAGGUAGUCUUCAACUCGGUCAAGGACACUAUACUCAACCGUAACUUAGAAUCUCUGAUGCUGCAGUGAUCGCCGUCUGUAGAUCUAUUGUUUGUGAUAACGGACAUGGUGUUCUGGCUUCUGUUUCUUCCUCUCCACGGGAAGUACAUUUUAAAAAGACAGAUUAAAAAAAAUAAAUGUGAUUUUGUUUUAAAUUAUUCGGCCUCGAUACGGCCUAAUUCUGCAGUUCCACGGCGCGUGUUCUCCGAGAGCUGGGUCUGUACAGUCUAUAUAGUGAUACAUUUGUAUAUCUGUUUAUUUAUGACCAAAAAUGUAGAUUUUGCACUCGAAAAAAAUAUAUUAUUAUGAUCACUUUAUAUAUCGUAUGAUCGCUUUUACUUGUGUGUACACAAGGGUUUAGAUUUAGGCAUAGUGAAUAUAUAUUUGUAAUAGUUGCAUCUGGCAACAUCGAAGCUAUAAAAUAUUUAAGAUUACCCGCCUUUCAAAUUAACUGCCAUUUGAAUUUCAAAUAUGGAAACCGAGUCACGGAAUCGCAACAGCACUUUAAUAUUAAGUAAACCCGUAAGUACAUAUAGAUUUGGAAAGACUUAUCCCCUUUUGGGAAUAAAAGUUACACAGAAACUGUGAUCGAAUCUUAGGGCUGUAAACAGCAACGAAAUGUUUUUUAAUUAUUAUUGUUUAUAUGAGAUAUGUCUCAUCUAUACACAUGUUAGAUCAAUUUAUGAUUGGUUGAUUUGCUGAUAAAUUUCAUCCCCUCGAGUUUUUGAAGGUUAUUAAAAAAAAAAACUCCGUCCUAAUUAUAUCGGACAUCCAAAAUUUCGAACGUCGGCACAAGUAAGACCGAGCUGAUCUUCGCAUUGCAAGUGAUUAAUGCAUAAUCUCGAUCAUAAUAAACAUACUCAGAUAGCAAAUAUUAUAAGCUUUAGAGUAUUUAUUUCUAUGUAGAAUAGAUUAUUUAUUCAUUGUAAUUUUUAUAUAUAUAUAUAAUUGGAGGCUAUAUGUAAAUACCUCUUUAGUUUAGUUUUAUAUAACGGGGCUCUUGUAUGUAUGUGAUACGUUGCAUUUAUCUGUGCCAUUGGUUUGGACUAAAGCCUGUUUCACACUACCAUGAAAACGCAGCGUGAUUUAUGAACUAUCAGUGUAUAUAGGAAUUGUAGCUUUUGGUUUUAUAGAAAAAGAUUUCAUACAUAAGCAAAUAUCAAAUCGGAUGGUAACAAAUAUUUAAUUGAAUUGAAUUGUAUUUAAAAUUUUUUCAUCAUAAUAUUAUUUGCACUUAUAUUAUUAUUUUUAUAUACAAAUGUAAUUGGAAUAAUUUUAAACAAUAUUUUUUUUAUAUAAUCUGUAAUACAAUAAAGAGAUUUUCACUUGACAUACAAUAAUUUGUUUGCCCCUUCAGACACAGCCACCAAAUAUAGAUUGUAUGUAUAAAAUAAUUGACAACUGAAAUGUUCUUUGUGUGAUACAGUGGUCAAUGCCGCCAAUGAUGUUAUCAAUGCAAUGAAAUGAAAGCAAUAAGUGUAUGAGAUUAUGUAAAGUUUAUUUAAUGUAAUUUAGAUGUUUUUAGACUUGUUGAUACAAAAACUAUCAUAAUCUUUGAUACUGGGGAUCUCUACGGCUAGUUGUAUCUGAUUUUGAGUACAUAUUAAUUUUGUAUCUGAGUUAUUUAGUAUUUCGUUAUCGCGUAUGUAUUGAUGUUUUUAGACAAUUAUAUAUAUAUGAUAUUAAUUUAAACGUAUGUGAUGGUAAAAUUUUUAUAAACUUUUGAACAACGCAUACUGGUUAAUGGUAAAUAUAGUGAAAUGGGUCUCAAACUAGCGACUAAGUCGGAUGUGAUAGGACGGUUGAGUUUAGGGGAUCGUUUGCGACAUUCGCUUUGUACUACAUAAAAAAAACGCGCGUUUAUUUAAGACGUGUGUGAAAGAACUCUUAAUGUUGAGAGAUUUAAAAUAAAUGUACCUAUAAAAUGAAUUCAAAGAAAAUGUCAAUUACAUGAGUAUCAACGAUUUGAUCAUACGACAAAAUAUAAAAAAAUUACUUUUGUUUGCUUUUCAUUAGUAGGGGAUUUUAAAAUGUCUAACAUCUUGCUACGCAAUAGUGAAUGUCGCAUUCGAUACGUAGUUAUAUGCCGAGGGUGCCAAUUCUUAUAUUGCUCGAUAUCAUAAAUUGUUUAUGUAUAAAUGGUACGCAGUGGUUUUGUUAGUAAUGCCUGGGCUGAGUGACCGGCUGUAGUUAGUGUUACGAAUUUUAAAAGUAUGUUAUGUUGCACACUGUACGGUGUUGACAAUAUCUUUUUGAAUUCUUCUAUAUUUUGUAUACAGCCCAAUAUUUAUUGUACAGUGUAAUUAAAUACCAUGCAUGUA
Molecule: messenger RNA, 3637 nt
Organism: Danaus plexippus (monarch butterfly)
Lineage: Eukaryota; Metazoa; Arthropoda; Insecta; Lepidoptera; Nymphalidae
Gene: cta
Product: guanine nucleotide-binding protein subunit alpha homolog
Exons: 3
Coding region: 219-1346 (375 amino acids)
Biological process (GO): Rho protein signal transduction; adenylate cyclase-modulating G protein-coupled receptor signaling pathway
Cellular component (GO): brush border membrane; heterotrimeric G-protein complex
Molecular function (GO): GTPase activity; G-protein beta/gamma-subunit complex binding; D5 dopamine receptor binding
Source: RefSeq, a predicted model, not a curated record